AUGGCAGGGACAUAUGUUACAAUUCCUUGUUUCUUACCCGAGUAUCAAUCAACAACUCGUUCAAUUUUUCAUGAUGCAGUUUUUUAUUCAAAAGACAGAGAAGAAUUUGGAAAUUUUGCUGUAUUUAAAAUUUUAAUUGAAGAAUUAAAAUUUUUAGAAAAUACAGGCAUAGAACUUGAUUUACCACAAGGCAAGACUCAACUGUAUUUUAAACCGGGGCUGAUUGUAGGUGAUAACCUUGGUCUUCACUCUCUUUUUGGUUUUGUAGAAGGUUUUACAGCAAACUAUUCAUGUUGUUUUUGUAAAAUGGACAAAGUUCAACGUCUCUUAGCAACCACAGAAGACAAUUUUUAUUUACGAAAUGUUAAUAAUUAUAAUAAAGAUCCAAAAAUUUGUAAUCCAAAGACAACAGGAAUCAAAGAACAAUGUUGUUUCAAUGGUGUUGGUGAUUUUCAUGUGGUUAGUAAUUUAUGCUGUGAUAUAAUGCAUGAUUUAAUUGAAGGGGUUUGUGUAUUUGACAUGGUUGCUAUUAUUUCAAAUUUUAUUGAGAAUGGUUACUUUACCCUAAAUGAACUCAACAAUUGUUUAAAGAACUUCUAUUAUGGUAUUGUUGAUUCUGAUAAUGUUCCUCCUGCUAUUGAUUCUGGUGCUCUAAAUAAAAAUAAAAUAAAAAUGUCAGCAUCAGAACUAUGGACAUUUGUCAGAUAUUUUGGUAUCAUAAUUGGUGAUUUAAUACCAGAAGACAAUGCUGUUUGGCAAGUAUAUUUAAAUUUGCGUCAAUUAUUAGCUCUUGUAACUUCUACCACAAUAUCUAAAAAACACAUUCCAAUGCUGAAGAAUUUAGUACAACAACACAACUACCUAGCUCGUAAUGUAUUAAAACGUCAACUUUUUAAUAAAGAUCAUCAUCUUAUUCACUACGCAACUAUUAUUGAUACAUCUGGACCAGCAGUAAAUUUUUGA
Molecule: messenger RNA, 963 nt
Organism: Aphidius gifuensis
Lineage: Eukaryota; Metazoa; Arthropoda; Insecta; Hymenoptera; Braconidae
Exons: 1
Coding region: 1-963 (320 amino acids)
Source: RefSeq, a predicted model, not a curated record